Messenger RNA from Anastrepha ludens (Mexican fruit fly), 4714 nucleotides. RefSeq names its product mucin-2-like. The transcript has a single exon. Lineage: Eukaryota; Metazoa; Arthropoda; Insecta; Diptera; Tephritidae. The record is from RefSeq and is a predicted model, not a curated record. The coding region runs from base 476 to 3508 and encodes 1010 amino acids.
GGUCGUUGUAGGCUCCUUAACAGCCGCUUCUGCUUCUUAGCUGAACUAAACUGUACUGAACUGAAUUCAUCUGUCAUUCAAUUUAAUGCGCUUUUUUAUUCAAAUUUAAUGCUUAAUCAAUCUUCUUUCAAUUGCUAUUUUCAAAUUAAUCGAACAUUCGAAACUACUCAAAAAUCAAUUUACAUAAUCGCAAAUGAAAUUUUCUCAACUCAUAACUGCAUUUACUAUUGCACUACGACUCUGAACUCGACGAAAUGAUAAACGUUAAACGCUUUCGCACCUAUGACCUAAAAAAUUAUUGGAAAAUGACUGCAAAAUAAUACCGCUAACUUGUGACAAAUGAAGUCGAAACCACAUAGACCUCAACUUAAGCAACAACGAUCUUGAUAUCGAUAAUUUAGUUGAAGCAAACGAUUUGAGUAAUAUUGACUGGGAAGUGUAUGGAGUGUUGAACAGAGACUUGGGCAGCGAACAGAUGGCGCAUAAACGCGUCAAACGGGACUUGAGUUAUCAAAACAAUGACAACACCAAAAUCGUAUACAACAUCGGUGAGAUUUUAAAGACUGAUAAAAACCCAAAGACAUUAGGCGAACCACGCGCACUGGAGUAUAAUACUGGCGAAAUUUUAAAGACUGAGGCACACCAAAGGACGCUAGAAAGACCAAAGAUCGUUGCAUACCUAAACGCUGACGAAAAACAACUGGAAACAUUGAAGGGUAUGAGACCACUUGAGCAUCUUGACGAAGUCAAAUACGCGCAAUCCAAAGUAGACAACAAACCCGAACAAGACUUUCCGCACAACGAAGACGCGGCUGUCGAAAACUCAAGUGCCGAGCAGGCACAAACAGUUUUGGAAUCUGAAGAAAAUAUGCAAGACUCUGUGAUGGAAAUUGUAACGAAGAUCUUGGAAGAACUAAGAGGCAGCGCAGAGCCUAUCGAGAAAAAUGGUGCCGAACAGGAAUUGAUGCAAGCAAAUGGUACGUCCGCUGAGGCCGCCACCAGCAGCAAACUCAUUAAUGAGGUCAACACUCACGACGACACCAAUGCAACCACUGUAGGUCAAAUACCUGACUCAGCUGCAGAUCCUAUUUUGGAGACGCUUAACAAUAUUGCUGCGCUACUCGAUAUGGACUACGAUACCGAUGCAAAUGACACGACAGCCGCGCAAUCGCGCCAACGUGGCACACGCCAAUUGCGUCAAUAUUUCAACGGACGUGCGCGCUAUGAAAUACAAAAUGUGCCCGGCACACAUUAUCGCUCCCUUGAUGCUGGGCCCUAUCAACAGCAACAAUCGAGUUAUAGCUUUGGCCAAUACAAUCCAUAUUUAUCGCCACCAACAACCUCGGCCAACUACAACCAACUGAGUCCGGGGUAUCAAGUGUUUCCCCAGCAGCAGCAGCAGCAGCGUCUGCAGUCAUUUGGUGGCCAUAAGCAGAAAUUCAACUAUAUGGCAGCAUUGAAUCCGCCACCGCCACCGCCUCCACAAGCAUUGAUUGAAGAUGACUUCCGCCCUAUGGCGGCGAAUUAUUAUCGCACCACCACCACGCUGCGACCCUCAACUUCACCCAAGCGUCCGAAUCUCUUUAAUAAUCCCGAAUUGAUACCUUACAUUUUGCAGUCACUGCGCGAGUACCAGGAGCAGCGCAAGAAGUUGCAGCGAGAGAACUACCAAUACUUUCACUUAGAGAAUCAGUCAACAGCGGUUGCAGAUGGUAACGGUGGAGCGUUGCAAACUACCACGGUGCCACAAACGUCAUACUACCAGACAACCAAGACGCCAUUUAAGAGCACAUCCAACUCCCAUUUCGCUCAGUUCAGCACAAUGGGUGGCUUCUACAACAACCAGCCCAGUAGUCAGCAGCAAGCGGAGUUAAAUGAUUACAAGUCCACCGCAAAGUAUCCCUCCAAACUGGUCUCGCAAUAUAGCAUAGUUGACAAUUAUAUACCCACUACGACUGAGGGAAACUAUUUCAAGUACAAUGUUUUGGCCAACCAAAAAAAUAAGAGCUACUACAGCACAAGUAAGCCCUCAAUUCACGAAAGCGUUUUCCAAUCGGGUCCAACCGUAACCAGAUACACGACAACGCCACCACCCACGUCGAAUAUUGACAUAGUCUCAGCACCCAACUUAACACCUUUCUACCCCACAACGACAACUAAACUGCCAAAAUACAAUGCAUUCUCGAGGUAUCCUCCCGAAAUGCUUACCUUCGCAAACAAUUCAGCACAAAUGCCGGAAUCCUAUCAGGUUUUCAGCAAGGUGCAUACCACAACUAUCUCACCGCAGUUGAAGCCUUCCAGACCCAACAGCUCAACACUUAGCAGCACGCACACACCUCAGUCCUCCCGUAAGCCCGCUUUGACUUUGCAAUUCAACAUGCCCGAGUUCGUUGCAAGUCUGCAAUCGUCCGAUUUGACUAAUAUGAAUCCGCAAGUGGUGAAUAUGAUCAAAUAUUUUAAGCAGCUAAAUACGCCACACGCAGGACGUAAGCCAGUCGGCACGAGUGUCAAAACAAAUCAGGGCACUAAUCCCGUGGAACAGUACGAAGAGCAAAUCGAAGCUACAACCGAGCAGAACCGGCAGCGACCAACGGUGGCGCCAACGAAGCGUCCGGUGAAGGGUUACGAAGACUUUCUCAAGAGCAUACCGAAUCAAGCGCACAGAUUCAAUGCACACAGCAUACAACAGGGUAAACCAUUUACAAGCACCACCAGCACGGCGGUACCCGAUUACUAUGAUGAAUACGAAGAAGAAGAGGAGCCGCUAGGUACCGACACCGAUGAUGAUAUAAUGCCACCCUCGCAAAUGCCACCUUAUAUGCCUAUGUCGGAGACCAUGGCACCACCACGGUCACAAUUUAUGCCACCUACACCCACGACAGUGGUCAGCAACCAGCCCGCGAAAUCCAAUUUCCAGACGGGCUUCUUUGAGGCGACCACCACACGUGGCCCGUUUGCUAACGUGCAAUUCCAACAAUUCUAUCAAACACCAACGAACAAUCAGGGUACGAAGCAAAAUAAUCAGAUACCCUCGUUCAUAAACUUCCCCAGCGACAUAUUCCAAGAGAUCAAGCAACGUCUGCCACCAAAACCGCAAUUGGGUUCGACUGCACCGACUUUGACAAACAAUUUGAACAAUAUACGCAUGACGACCGUUAGGACGACAACGACGCACACACCACAUACAACAACAACAACUCCCGCGACAACCAGCACAAUGGCAGAAACAACAGCAACAACGCAGCGCAUGCGCUACACGGUGCGUCCGAAUCGCCACCGCGGUCAGAGUAAGUGGCAAACCAGCGGCGGCAGCAACAAAGAGCUGAACAACGUUGUGCAGGGUAGCAACAGCAACAAUAACGGCAGCAAAAGCAACAAAACUGAUUUUGGUACGCAAAGUUUUCGUAAGCGGCCCGCAGCCACGCCGGCGUCCUCAGCAUUGGGUUCGCUGCAAUUGAACGUUAACAUGCACUUGGACGCCGCCGACAAUGGACAAAGGUAUACUUGAAGAGAAUCAACAACAAAAUGUAUGAGUAUACAUAUAAACACAAUUUUGCUGCGGUUGAGAAAUGUGCGCUUGUUGCGUGCGCAAUUAUGUUGUUGUGUCCUUGAAGCCACAGCAACGCUAGACAGGUUGACAAACAAAUUCAUAGCCACUACAGUGGCAAAGGUCGCAUUUGAGCAUUUGAGGGCGAAGAGUGCAACAAAUAUGUAUGAAUGUGACAAACCGGCAAGCUAAACACUAAGACUCCAGCGGGGAGUCUGCCUGUUUGGCACUGCAAGGCUCAUAAAUUGUUGCUACUUUCCCCAGUAUCGCUCCCAGCGACAAAGCAAGACAUACGCGCACACUCAACCAACACUCUACCGAAUGUAAAUCUGUAAAUAACUGUUUAUACAUAUUUGUACCUACAUACUUACUUACUCAAUUACUUGCGGUGCAACGUACGGUGUCGCCCAAACAAUGAACGUUUUACCUACAUACAUACUUUACUACAUUUUACUACUAAAUGUCACUAAUACCUACCAAAUGUACAUACAAACGGUUUUACGGUGCUCUUGUAACAGUACAAUUUUUAAAAGAGUAAAAAGAAAAAGAGUCUCGAAAAAUCCAAACCGUUCAACUUGACUAAAUUUGGACCCAAACGUAAAAAUUCCAUACCGACUCUGUUCUCACCUCAGUGCCUGCACUCAUCCUUUCCCCUUUGCUGUAAAUCUUUCAAAUCUCUCUAUUACCUAUACUCGUAUAUACUCACUUUGCAUGCUCCACAAAUAGGUAUAAAUAUAUGCGCCCGCCUCCUCUCUCUCUCUCACAAGCACCGACACACACUCACACCAUCUCUCAUACUCCGUUCAUCGAUUAACCCAGCUGUGCAGCUCUCCACUUGUUCUUAGUCGUUAUUUUAUAGCUAAUCCGAAAAUAAUCGAUUUCUUUUCGUUCUCAUAUUCUCUUUUGUAAAUAUACUUACAUAUAUACUUACUUAUACUAUAUAUUAUGCCAUCCUCAUUGGUCUACUUACACAACAAAAACUACUCAAUUAUUACAUAACAUCGUUUUGUAUUUGUAAAUAUUUAUAUAUUAAUAAUAAACCGCUAAUUCAUCAAUCUACAAAACAAAAACAAACACAAAUUCACGGUGUACAAUCAACAAUCAAUCAAAACAAAACAAACUAAAAAAAAAAUCAACAAAAAAAAACAAAAAUAUGCAUCACACUCA